This is a messenger RNA of Trichogramma pretiosum, 2043 nucleotides long. RefSeq lists its product as uncharacterized. The record is from RefSeq and is a predicted model, not a curated record. The coding region runs from base 82 to 2043 and encodes 653 amino acids. NCBI's taxonomy places the organism in Eukaryota, Metazoa, Arthropoda, Insecta, Hymenoptera, Trichogrammatidae. The transcript has 2 exons.
UCAAACGGUAGUGGCUAAUACUCGGAAUAAAAUAGUGCAUCGCUAAGUAUAGUUAUACUAUUCGCGAUUCUCGCAUGAGACAUGCGGGCUUUAAUAUUCUUAGGACUGAUAGCAGUGGCACUAUCAUCUGUGUCCUGUAAAGAAAAUCGAUUUUUUCGCCGAGAAAAUAAUCAUCAAAAAAAAUUCAGAUUCACCAAAAAUAAAAGAGGAAUAUCAGAUUAUCCUUUUAACCUACCUUUCACUGGAUCUUCUUUCGCAAAUUUACAAUUAGCACCUGUGCAAGCUUCCCCGGCAUACAGUCAUGGUGUGUCUGCAUUGAGUGGAUACGGAAGUCACGGUAGCGCUAGUCUAAUAAGCAAUGCUCUAGGACAAAAUUCUUAUAAUCUUCAAGCUCAACUAUCGCCGGGCCUAUCUUCAUAUGGUUCGCAGAAUCUUGCCAAUUUAGAUAAUCAUAAUGCUCUGAAACAAACUUUGAAUUUAGGUAAUUCUGCUUUCGGUCAAUCUACCGGUGGCAUAGGUCAUGCCGGGCUGGGGCAAAUCGUGAGUAAUUUUGAUAACUCGGCUUUCAGUCAGACGCCCAGUGUACUAGGAAAUUCAGUAUUCGGCCAAGCUCAAGUUACUUCGAAUCUCGGCAACUCGGCUUUCGGACAUUCGGCUACUAAUUUAGGAAACACAGUUUAUAAUCAACCUUCCGCUAGUACAAAUUUUGCAUCUAUCCUCGGCGGGCAAUCAAACACGCUCAACUCAUACUCUCCGAGCAGUUUGGGAUUGUUUAGCCCUGAAAAAACUGGCCAGAUAGCUAUUUUAUCUCAAGGAUCGACUUAUGGCUCACCGUCGUCGAUUCACAAACCAUUGCUCAUAUCACCAUCGCAAUUGGGUGCUAAUUACGCAGUUGUACUUGGGCAGGGAGAUUACUCGCAGGGGCAUCAGGCAUUAAACCUGGCACCGUCCACGCUCAGUAACACAAUUAAUUCAUUGAUAUCGCAUAAUAGAGGCGCUUCUUAUGGUUUGCCGGCAUCGCUAUUGUCGCAGUCGGCGUCGAAUACCCCUUCUACGAAUUAUGUCAUUGCUCCAUCGGCCACGCACCCAGGCGAAAGUGGCUCUAGUUACAGUAUGCAGUCCUUAGUCGCCUCGCCAUCGUCGCCAACUUAUACCAUUUCUGUACCAUCUUCAUCCUACUUGACUUAUAAUUUAUCUAGUUCGAGUAAUUCACCUACGUCUAAUAAUUAUCAAUUAUCCAUGUCGUCGUCCCCUCAAUCAUCACCAUCUUCUAGUUUUACCGGUAAAGAUUUUAGUAAAUACGUGCCUGCUUCUUCGGAAGGUAGUACUUAUGCAAAUCAUGAUUCUCAUCCUCGAGGCGUGCCCAUGAAACUUAGUCACGUCAAUUCGGGUAUGAAUUUUGUGACACCAUCGAGUGUAAAUUCCCUUCGUGCCAAUUCGCAUAGUAUGAAGAGUUCAUUUCCUCAUUCAUCGCAUUCUCAUCAAACAAAACAUACGUUAAAUAGCUACGGUCAACCAGUAAUGUCUUACUCGUUUCCCUCCACGAGCUAUGGUAUUCCUAGUCAAUCAUCUUAUAGUUCAAGUUUAAAUUCUCACACACAUAAAGGGCCUUUUGCUGGUCGUGGGCAAUCAUCCGACAGUUCGGCUUUCACACAUUUAAAAAGUGUAUUUCCAAGCUCCAGUUCUUCUUUUCAAUCUGACUUUACUUUUAAAGGGCCUGAAAAUAAUUUCAGACCAGGUGCAAUGCCAUACUCGGACGCACAUUCGAAUUUCAGAUCUCCUAGCAAUGCUCAAUUCACAGAAGAGUCACCAUUUAAAGAUUUACCGACCGAUUCAAUUUCAACUUUGUCAAACUCAAUAGAUUUUCAUUCGUCUCAAGAACCAUCAAGUUUGUUUGAAGAAAUAUCUGAUUCAGGUAGUUCAUAUUCAAGUUAUUAUCCUCGAUAUCAAAAGUAUCCUACCAAAUCCUUAUUUGAUAACGCUGAAUCUAACGCAGACUCAACUUAUGACACAAUUUCUUAUUCUGUACCUAAUAGAAAAUGA